This is a messenger RNA of Fulvia fulva, 2451 nucleotides long. Its product is annotated as putative mannosyl-oligosaccharide glucosidase. The coding region runs from base 1 to 2451 and encodes 816 amino acids. The transcript is spliced from 2 exons. Gene Ontology annotation, biological process: oligosaccharide metabolic process; protein N-linked glycosylation. The record is from RefSeq and is a predicted model, not a curated record. Gene Ontology annotation, molecular function: Glc3Man9GlcNAc2 oligosaccharide glucosidase activity. NCBI's taxonomy places the organism in Eukaryota, Fungi, Ascomycota, Dothideomycetes, Mycosphaerellales, Mycosphaerellaceae. Gene Ontology annotation, cellular component: endoplasmic reticulum membrane.
AUGGGCAAGCAUUGGGGUCUUGUCCAAUUGCUUAGUGCAGCAUGCGCUGUUCUGGCAGUCGCCGAGGAGCCGGUCAUCUUCAGCAAAGCGUCCAACGACAGCUUGCUGUGGGGACCGUACAGGCCGAAUCUCUACUUUGGUGUCAGACCGAGAGUGCCCAAGUCGCUCCUGGCUGGCCUUUUGUGGGCGCGAGUCGAAGACUUCGUAUCCGUCCAAGGCAACACGAGAUACACAUGCGAGCAGCACGAGAUCGAUGGCUAUGGCUGGGACAAGUAUGAUCCCAGGACGGGAGGGAUACAAACAAUCAAGGACAAGGGCAACGGUCUGGAUCUAGAGACGACGUUCGUCAAGUUUGACGAGGGCCGUGGUGGUUGGGCUGCCAGGAUCCGGGGCACACCAAGGACAGACGGGUCAUUGCUUGAGGACAACCAAUUCAGCACCGGAGGAGGCGAUGGCAGAUACGCCGUUUUCUUUGCGGUGGGAGCUGAGGGGCUUGGAACUGUCGAGCCUCAAGAGGCAGAAGGUGCUGAAGAGUUGGGAUAUGCCGGUGAUGUGGUCUUCGACGGACAGACCCAAGAUCUGGGCGAGUUCAAACUCACCAUUACAAAGGGCACGUCCAAGAGCCACCCACGGCAUAAACACCCUUCAGAUAAGGCCAAGCCGUUAGAUCGUACUUUUGUGCAUUCUCAACAAGUCCAAGAGGAAGCACUCUGGCAAACCAAGCCACUUCUCUUCAGGUCUAUGAAGACUGUCAUCGAUGCAUACAUCGAAGAAUAUACCCAAGAGAAGAUGCCACCGCCGUGGCAGACAUACACUAUCGAGAACAAGCCAGGGCAAGGCAACAUGCAUCUGGUGCAGAAAGUGUUUGAAGGAGCAUUCGAAUUCGAUGUGUUCUACACGGCUGCUGAUGCAGAGCAAAAGACUGCGGAAGAUUUCAACAAAGCGAUCAAGGAGAUGGCAGCGGGCUUCGACAAGAGAUACCCGGCAGUGCACAAGCCUGAGACUCCUUUCACGGACUCCAAGUACGACGUCUUCAGCAAGUCGCUUUUCAGCAACCUCAUCGGCGGUAUUGGAUACUUCCACGGCGACCAAGUCAUUGAUCGUUCAUAUGCACCCGAGUACGAGGAGGAAAAUGAAGGCUUUUGGCAGGAAGCUGAGGAAGCGCGUCAACGCAACCAACAGAAGCUCGAAGGACCUUACGAGCUGUUCACUUCCGUACCUUCACGGCCAUUCUUCCCUCGAGGUUUCUUAUGGGACGAAGGCUUCCAUCUGCUACCAAUCCUGGACUGGGACGCAGAGGUCGUCAUGCAAAUCCUGAGCUCCUGGUUCAAUACUAUGGAUGAUGAUGGAUGGAUCCCUCGUGAGCAGAUCUUGGGCUCUGAAGCACGAAGCAAGGUGCCGGCAGAGUUCCAGGUACAGUACCCGCACUAUGCCAACCCGCCGACGCUCUUCAUCGCAUUAGAGGCUCUGGUCGACAAGAUCGUCGGCAAGGCUGGAUCUGGUGCAGCGCUCGAGCACAAGGUUGGCACAAACACCCUCGCGACCCCAGAAUCUGUCAAAGCGUGGCUGCAGCAGCUGUACCCGCUCCUGCAACGCAACUUCGAGUGGUAUCGCAAGACACAAUGGGGUGAUAUCAAGUCGUAUGACCGUGAAGCCUUCAACUCGAAAGAGGCGUACCGCUGGAGAGGCAGGACACCUCGACACAUCCUCACUUCCGGCCUCGACGACUACCCUCGUGGACAGCCACCUCAUCCAGGUGAGCUUAACGUUGACCUCAUCAGCUGGAUGGGACUUAUGAGCCGCAACAUCCACCGCAUUGCUGGCUUUUUGGGCGAAACCGAUGAUGAGGCCAAGUACGGCAAGAUCGCAGAAGCAAUUCGCCGAAACAUUGACGAUCUCCACUGGUCCAAGGAGCACAAGACAUACUGCGAUGCCACUGUGGAUGACUACGAGGAGAGUGUCCAUGUAUGCCACAAGGGCUACAUCAGCAUAUUCCCAUUCAUCACUGGCAACGUGGGACCAGACAACGAGCACUUGAAGGACAUCCUGGACCUGAUCAAGAAUGAAGAGGAACUCUGGAGUCCUCACGGUAUCCGCAGCUUGAGUGCCAAGGACGAACUCUAUGGUACUGACGAGAACUACUGGAGAAGUCCCGUGUGGAUGAACAUGAACUACCUGAUUGUCAAGGAGCUAUACAACACCGCACAGCAGCCCGGAGCGCAUCAGAAGCAAGCUGCAACCAUGUACCGAUCACUGAGAAAGAACUUGGUGGACACGGUAUACAGGUCAUGGCUCGAGACUGGCUUUGCCUGGGAGCAAUAUAACCCAGAGACAGGCGCUGGUCAAAGGACGCAGCACUUUACGGGAUGGACGAGCUUAGUCGUCAAGAUCAUGGCGAUGCCCGAGAAGAUUAGGGUCGAGAAGAAGGGCGGAGGGCAUGAUGAGCUGUGA